CGAUGCUCACGUUGUAUUUGUGUGUAUAAUCUAUUUGUCUCAUCCUGCCCAUCCGACCAUCCGUGUGCGCUUUCCAAGGAAACUGGUCUGCAAAACCGACGUGAUGACUCAGCAGUCCAUCCAUCCAUCCAUCCAUGCGCCCGCCAUGCACAAUAUAUUACGCGCCACAGACUGUAUCGUCCCACGCCAAUCUGUACACGUGGAGAAGACACUGACACGCUCACACAUACUUAAGUGUACCAUGGAUGGCCAGGCGCCCCCCUCUCUCCCGCAGCCCCUGUUUGUCCCCCUUGGUAUCUGCAACAGCAUCUAAGCUAAGCUAUGCCGCCCCUGUGGCCCUUCUCCUGUCCCUCUCCACCGACAUGUUCUUGCGGCGCUGCCCACCGCUCCCCCGCCUCACCGUCUCGAGCGACGCCCGCACACUCAGCCGACGCCGCUCCCACAGCCGAUCCCCCUCGCCCUUGCGCAAAAAGUCGAACCGCAUGGCCGUCGGCGACGCGGCGGCCGGGCCCUCGUGGAACAAAGGCGGGGUGGGCAGGCUGAUGUCCAUCGGCACCGGCCCCCUCUCUGUCUGGUCCUGGCUCUUUUGCUUCUUGCUGUCCUCGCUGCUGUCGGCCAGGUGGGCGGCGGACGAUGGCCGCUUCUGAGGGGUCACCAAGUCUCUCACCGCCGGAUGGGCCACGCGGGACGGCCGUGACUUGUGCCGCACCCCAGACGGCCGAGGCGGACGCCCGAUGGACGCAGAGGGCGUCGGGGGGGCCGCGGACACCGGCUGGCCGCCAUCCUUCUUAUCUCUCUGUUUGCGGCCAGACACCGCAGUGGGUGGCGGCGGCGGCAUGACCAGCCCCUCGCGCACCGCCGCACCACUCGGCCCCUCCGGCACAAAGCCCGCCGUCCUGUGGCGCUGCAGCGGGUAGGGCCCACCCUCACCCUUGCCCUUCACAGCGCCGGCCAUCGUGUGGCGGAUCCCCCCGCCCCCAUCCCUGGCCGUCAGGUCCGUGUUGGCGUUGAUCGGCCUCACUUUAGCGCCCACCGGCGGCCCCCCGCCCCUGUCAGCAUCGGCCAACUCAACCACUCUGUCGAGUCGGGAGGGCCGGCUGGCGACUGGCGGCGGGGGGGAGGGGACACCCAUGGCAGCGAUCUCGUGUGCAGGGGUGGCUGGGGGCGGGGGGGAGGGACUUGGGAGGGGAUGCCUGUCUGUCUCAUCCGUGUCGGGGAGGGGGUGUCUGGCGGGGGUGGGCGGCAGCGACGCGUAGACGCGCUCGUGAGUGGUGCGAUAAUACUCAGACAGCAGGGCCGCAUUCGACGGAUCUUCCUGCCCCCACAACGCCGCACAAAGAGGGCAAAUGACCGUCUGUCUGUGUGUCAGUUGUGUGUGGGUCAGUGUACCGCUAGUAUGGCCUCCAUGUCCCAGUGGCUGCGCUGCGUCGAGUUGAUGACAUCCAAAAACAUUGGCUCGAGCCGCUCCAACUCCUGACAAACACACAAACCCACAGAGGGAGAAGGCAUUCCAUCUGGUGGUCUCAUUGCAGUGGUGUGGGCCUUUGCGCACCGUCACCAGCAGCCGAGUGGUCGGCAGCGGCAUCAACUUGACCGUACGGCCACGGAUGUAGUCGAAAUACCUGCAGAGCAGCACAGAAGACCCAUCGAUGGGCGCCUUGUUGUCAUUCCUCUGUGUGUGAUUUGUUUACGUGGUAACGUGUUUGACGGCCUCCAUCUCCUGAUUGUCGUCACCGAUGGCAAUGACGGUGUCAAAGCGGCCCUUGGGGUACAUCUGCAACUCCUCAGCCACCAUCAUAGCCUGCAAACCCCACCAACGCACACACACACACACAUCGACAAACACAUCAAGACAUAUUCCCCCUCUCCCUCCCCUGUGACCUUCUUUGUGUAUGCGAAUUUGGGGUCGGGGAAUCGUUCAGUGGCUGAGAGGAUCUCAAUCUGGUGCUGGUCGAUGAGCUUCGUGAGCUGCGGGAAGUGCUCGAUGGCUUUGGUCUCCACCCAGCCCACAUUGGCCGACGUCACUAUCAUGACCUUGCCCUCAGAGACCGCCACGCGCAGCAGCCGACUCGCCACUUCGUCAAGCCGCCUCACCAGCUGAGGGUCGUCGCUGCCGCGCCCAACCAUCCCCCGCAACGCCGCCGUGUGGCACAGAGUGUCGUCCUGAAACGAAGGCAGAGAAAAAAGGGAUGCCAUUGCAAACACGCCUCUGUGCGACGAUCUCCCUCCCUCUCUCCAUUGCUCUCUCACCCAGUCGAAGAAGAUGAGGUUGCGUUUGUCGUCGGGGCAGUCGUGUGUGUGCCAGGUGGGCAGAUGCCACUGCUGUUUGGCAUUGCCGCGCCGGCCGCCCACUCCACUGCAGCUCUGCCGGGCGGGCGCCGAGUGGUGCAUCACGUCACCAUUCUUCUCGUGGCUGGCGCGGCGCGUCGGGCGGGGCGGUGUGCGGUCACCGGAUGCACCAGAUGCAUCGAACGAGGCAGCAACUGCCGUUUGAGGUGGGGCGAGUGACGGUGAGGGGCGGGGAGGACCCUCCAUAUCGCUAUGCUAUCUAUCGGGUCCCUCCUGUCAGAAAAUGCGCUCAAAGCAAUGCAUUCGUACGAACGCUAGGAGACA
Messenger RNA from Vitrella brassicaformis, 2613 nucleotides. The record is from the annotation of a GenBank genome assembly. NCBI's taxonomy places the organism in Eukaryota, Vitrellaceae.